Amphibalanus amphitrite is the source of this 1943-nucleotide messenger RNA. RefSeq lists its product as uncharacterized. The transcript is spliced from 6 exons. The coding region runs from base 160 to 1131 and encodes 323 amino acids. The record is from RefSeq and is a predicted model, not a curated record. Lineage: Eukaryota; Metazoa; Arthropoda; Thecostraca; Balanomorpha; Balanidae.
CCGCCCCGACCUCGGCCCGGCCGGCAGCGCUGCUGCCGCCUGCUGCAGUACGGCCUGCUCGCCUGCCUGCUGCCGCCGCUGCUGAACCACGCCGCCCUGCAGACGGAGCGACAGCACCUGCGGACUCACGGUCAGCUGUAUGAUGUUGGAUCUGGUCAGAUGAUGUAUUUCCGGUGUGAGGGGGAAGGAGUCCCCACCGUGGUUCUGGACCCCCCUGCCGGCCUGUCCUCGGACGUAUGGCUGGCGGUGCUGCCCCGACUCAGUGAGCUGACCCGCACCUGUGUGUUCGACCGGCCCGGGCUCGGCUUCAGCGACAGGCCGAUGCCUCCCGGCGAGCGCGACCGGCAGCUGCCCGGCUUCAGUCCGCCGGCGUACACGGCCGGCGGCACGGUGGCCGACCUCCACCGCCUGCUGACCCAGGUGGCGCCCCAGCCGCUGCCGCUGGUCUACGUCGGCGCCGGGCUGGGCGCGCUGAACGCCAGGCUGUACGCCCACCUCUAUCCCAGCGAGGUGAGUGACCUGGUGCUGGUGGCGCCGAUGACGGAGGAGCUGCUGGCGGACGGCGGCCCGUGGCUGCGGCACGUGCACGGCCGCCUGCUGGCGCCGCUGCAGACGCUGCACGUGGCGGCCGCCACCGGCCUCACGCGGCUGAUGCUCAUGUUUGGUCUGAUGGAGGCGCCGCUCAGCGAGGCUGCCGAGCUGCUCGGGGAGGAGGCCGUCAACAGACAGAAGCACCUGAUGUGCCAUCCGCGGCACGCCAGUACCGUGGUGGACGAGCACCAUUUCCUGAACGAGACCGCCGCCCAGCUGCGUCAGGCGGGUCUGCUGCGUCCGCUGCCGACCGGCCGGCCCACCGUCACCGUUAUCACCGGCGACAGGCACGACGGCUCGCUGCCCGCCGCGCUCAACGACGCCUGGGCGGCUGCGGCGCGGGCGGCCGGCGGAAAACUGGAGACAAUCGCUGACGCAGACGGAGUGGCCCUGCCGUACCUCAGACCCGAGCAGCUGGCAGCCAAGAUACGGAGGGCGGCCCGCGAGCGACGGACCCGGCUGGCACAGCGCGACGAGCCAGCGGCCGCCGAGGGUCAGGCCGCGGCGGCCGCCGGAGGACAGAGCGCGGCCUCUGCCUGACGCACUGGCUCGCUCCGGGAGGGGCGCCCGCCGACGGAAGGGCGAGGCUGCCGGACACGCCGCACGGCCCGGACGGCUAAGUCAUGUCUGGGCAAUCAUGCCACGGACGACUGUGAGUCGCUGGAUUUUAAAGGCUGCCAGGUGUGCGCUGAGGUGCAGGUGUCAUGUGUCAUGACUCGUCCGUCGGAUAUCACCGGAGCUGCUUUUCGCGUGAUUGUUUCGUUCGGCUGUAUGACCAUUCCUUUUUGUACCGAUUUUUGCCGUUACUGGGACUUGGACGGUCAGCUGCAUAUGACGGUGCGUGUAGUGGGCAAAGUGGUUAGGUACACUGGCCAUUUAUCAGCAGCUGCCUGCGUUCGGGAAAAAACUGCACUACCGCGUUAAGUUGAUCACGAUAUUCAUCUGCUGUGAGGGUAUUACAGGGUGUCGGGGGAGUGCUAGGAACCAGUGGACUGCCGUGAUUCGUCAACCGGCAGACACUCGCGGGACAGCUAUGUGCGGUCUCGUUUGCGACAGGCUCUGCGGCUGCCGUUACUCACUCGUUACCUGUGUGGUGUAUUGCUGUGUAAUUUUGGACCGAGCUGAUCAGGCUCUCGGCCGAUGACUACCACCGGCGUACGGCCCCGGCGGGGCUGGUUGUCCGCCGCGCCGGCGCUCCAGGGCCCGGUACGUAGCGUCCGGUGGUUAGCCGGCCUUCUGGGGAGACUCAUUGGGCCUUGACAUUCCACGAUGGGAGCGGACCAUUCCGUGCUUGGACGAGUGCAUUCUUUGGCUGUAAUACAUGCUUGAGUGUGUUACUCAGUGGAUCCGAA